AUGUUCAAACACCAGCCGUGGCUUCACAUUCGGUGCAAAGAGGAUGCAAAGAAAAUCAAGUUAGAGCAGCCGCCUAAUGUCAUCAAGGUGGACUGGAUCAACUACGUUCUGCAGACCGGAGCGGGAAGCAACCAACGCCUCCACCACCAACGCGGAAGAGCUUCUAGUACUGACGGACGAAGCGUGCGCUCAGUGGGGGAAGAGCCGUGGAGCUCUGCCGCCAAAGCUCCUGAGCACUGUAUUCCGUUUGAGGGAGAUGCCCUGCGCAAAUCCCCAGACGUGGACGUACAAGACAAGCGGCCAGUCACGCGACGCAGGACGCUGGAAGCCCAGGCAAGUGCAGACGCUUCGGAGCUAGGGGAGACGCCCAUGGGUGUGUCAACGUCGUCGGAGGCAGGUGAUGAAGACGAUGCCGACGUACUCGCCGUGCUGCAGCAGAACCGUGCAUUGACCCACGAUGCGGUGCCCGCCGGUGGUACCGUCACUAACGGAGGCGGGACAGCAUCAAUGUUGGCAAUGAAGGAGGCGCGCGGGCGCUCGGCCACGACGUUUCGCCCAACGACACUUAAGCAGCAGAUCUACAACGUCAUUGGCCACACCGACAACCAAGGUAAGGACGCUCAAUGUAUUCUUGAAUGUACGCAGGCCCGUGAAUCUCGCAUCCGAGAGGCUUCGCCCGUUUUACGCGGGGCAUUUGAUUUCGGAUUUCAUGUUCGCGGCCUCUCCGUCAUGCACUUUGAGCGCGUACGGCGAGCGACACCGCUGGAUGCGUCCGGUUCCGUGAUCAAUAUGACAGAUUUUUCCAGGAAGAACGGCCUCCAAUCAGCCACAACCGACCCUUCGUAG
This is a messenger RNA of Phytophthora infestans T30-4, 846 nucleotides long. RefSeq lists its product as uncharacterized. The record is from RefSeq and is a predicted model, not a curated record. Lineage: Eukaryota; Oomycota; Peronosporomycetes; Peronosporales; Peronosporaceae. Bases 1 to 846 code for a protein of 281 amino acids. The transcript has 2 exons.